UUCUGCCUCGCUGCCGUGUUUCUUCCGGUCCCCGCGGCCGUUGUUUCAUUGAGCAAAAUCUCAACAUGGCAUCUGAAGGGCCACCGGGAGCUGAGGGUCUCCCAGCCGAUCUGGGCGCUGCGAUCACGGCUUUGAACUCAUGGAGCAACCCGGAGCUGCAGGCGCGGCUGGCGGAGAUCGGAGCCCCAAACAUGGGUCCCAGAGAGGAGCUGAUUGAUAGACUGAAGGGCUACAUGAUACAGACUGGGAUACUCCUCACUAAACCUGAUGCUCCGAUGGGGGGUAUGCCCAUGCAACAAAUGCCUAUGCCCCCUGGUAUGGGCAUGAUGCCAGCGAUGAACAUGAUGCCAGGAGGACCCCCUCCCCCAGGCAUGCACAUGGGCAUGGAGGCUGGCAUGGCCCCUGGCAUGUCCCAGGAUGACCAGCUGAAGAUGGCUCAGCAGAGAGCAGCCAUGGUGCUGCAGCAGGAGGAGAUGGCCAAACAGGGAGAUGUUCGCGUUAUGGAUGAGCAGGACCUUCUGGAACAACAGAAAAGAGCUGCUGUACUGCUGGAACAGGAGCGCCAACAGGAAAUGGCGAAGAUGCAAGGAGGCUCCAGUGGCUUAACCCUGCCCACUGCCAGUUUAAUACAAGGGCCACUGCCUCCAGGUUUAAUUCCCAACCAAAAGCAAAGGGGUCCCCCUGGUGAUGAUAGAGAGUCAUGGCAAAAUGAGGAGGUAAGCAUUACUGGACCAAAGAUCCCUCAGGCUUUGGAGAAGAUCCUACAGCUUAAGGAGAUUAGACAGGAGCAGAACACAGAUGCUGCAGAGGAUGACGAUGACGAGGGAGAUGACCCCAACUCCUCUUCUAAAAUGGCUGCUGCUGAUGAUGAUGAUGCCUCAAAGAAAGAUAAAAACCGCAAGCGCAGAAACCGAAAGAAGAAGAGUAAAAAGAAGCGAGAACUGGAGAAGAAGGAGCAGGCGGAGCAGCAAGAGAACCGAGUAAAGGACAAAGAGAACGAGAAGGACCCAGAGGUGGAGAUCGAGUAUGUCACUGAGGAGCCCGAGAUCUAUGACCCUAACUACAUCUUUUUCAAGAGGAUUUUUGAUGCUUUCAAGCUGACAGAUGAUGUGAAGAAAGAGAAAGAGAAGGAGCCAGAGAAAGAAAAACACGAGCUUCCGUAUUUAAAGAAGAAAGGCAUCGAGCUGCAGCGGAAAGAUGACAGUGAUGACAGUGAAGAGGAGGUGGAUAAAAGUGAUGUCCCCAAACUGUCCAAGAAGAAGCUGCGGAGGAUGAACCGUCUGACAGUGGCUGAACUCAAGCAGCUGGUGGCCCGUCCGGAUGUGGUGGAGAUGCACGAUGUCACAGCCCAAGAGCCAAAACUCCUGGUUCACCUGAAGGCCACGAGGAACACGGUCCCUGUCCCACGGCACUGGUGCUUCAAGAGGAAGUAUCUCCAGGGCAAGAGGGGCAUUGAGAAACCCCCGUUUCAGCUGCCUGAGUUUAUUCGCAGGACUGGCAUACAGGAGAUGAGAGAGGCGCUACAAGAAAAGGAAGAUGCCAAAACCAUGAAAACCAAAAUGAGGGAGAAAGUUCGUCCUAAAAUGGGAAAGAUUGACAUCGAUUAUCAGAAACUCCAUGACGCUUUCUUCAAAUGGCAGAUCAAACCCAAGCUCACCAUCCAUGGAGACCUGUACUAUGAGGGGAAAGAGUUUGAGACUCGCCUGAAAGAGAAGAAGCCUGGAGAUCUGUCAGAUGAACUGCGUAUUGCUCUGGGAAUGCCUGUAGGACCUAAUGCCCACAAGGUGCCCCCUCCCUGGUUGAUUGCCAUGCAGAGAUACGGACCACCACCCUCUUACCCCAAUCUCAAAAUCCCAGGGCUCAACGCACCCAUACCAGACAAUUGUACAUUUGGGUACCAUGCUGGAGGAUGGGGCAAACCUCCUGUGGAUGAAAUGGGAAAACCUCUUUAUGGAGAUGUGUUUGGGACCAACGCUGGAGAUUUCAUGUCCAAAGCCGAUGACGAGGAGUUGGACCAUACGCCAUGGGGAGAGUUAGAGCCAUCUGACGAAGAGUCUUCGGAGGAGGAGGAGGAAGAAGAGAGUGAUGAAGAGAAACCAGACGAGACAGGCUUCUUCACUCCAGCAGACAGUGGACUGAUUACUCCUGGAGGAUUUUCGUCUGUCCCUGCUGGUAUGGAGACACCAGAACUGAUUGAACUCAGAAAGAAGAAGAUUGAAGAGGCAAUGGAUGGUAAUGAGACUCCACAGCUGUUCACGGUACUGCCGGAGAGACGCACAGGCCCAGUAGGAGCCGCCAUGAUGGCCUCCACGCACAUCUACGACAUGUCUGCGGCUAUGGCGGGACGUAAGGCGGGCGGCGGUGCGGAGUCUCAGGGUGUGGAGGUGGCCCUGGCCCCAGAAGAGUUGGAGCUGGACCCAAUGGCCAUGACUCAGAAGUACGAGGAGCAUGUCAGGGAGCAGCAGGCUCAGGUGGCCAAGGAGGACUUCAGCGACAUGGUGGCCGAACACGCUGCCAAACAGAAGCAAAAGAAGAGGAAGGCCCAACCACAGGACACGAGAGGUGGAGCCAAGAAAUACAAAGAGUUCAAGUUUUAGAGCAGAGCCAGGAUGAGGCCGUGAGACAGGAAGUCAUUCAGAAAAAUACAGAUUACAACAUCAGACGUGCUUUUGACCAUAACGAUCCAUAUAUUUUCAGUAUUGUCUUGUUUCUUUUUUAUCUUAAAUAGACUGCGCUCAUGUAAUCAGUGUCAUAUGUAAAUGGUAAGAAUAAUGUGAUCUAAGGUCUUGGUCAGUUUUUGCUGUAGCCAUGUUUGUUUUGUUUUUGUAAAUAAAUACAUUGAUUACAUGAGUUCACAA
Molecule: messenger RNA, 2858 nt
Organism: Periophthalmus magnuspinnatus
Lineage: Eukaryota; Metazoa; Chordata; Actinopteri; Gobiiformes; Gobiidae
Gene: sf3b2
Product: splicing factor 3b, subunit 2
Exons: 22
Coding region: 66-2597 (843 amino acids)
Biological process (GO): mRNA splicing, via spliceosome
Cellular component (GO): U12-type spliceosomal complex; nucleus; U2 snRNP
Source: RefSeq, a predicted model, not a curated record